AUGGCUUCUUCCCCAGAACAGCUGCACGGAGAUCAUCAGGGUACACAGAGAAAAGUGGGCUGUUUGCAAUGCCAAAUCAUGUCCCCUUCAAGCAGCUCCACAAGUGUGUGGAUGGUACUUCUCAUUGGAAUCAGCUGGACAGCAGAAGGUGUGAUUUGCCCAAAGGAAUGUGCUUGCCAGUAUCUGGCAGUGAACUGCACUGGCAAGCAGCUGGAAGAGUUUCCAGCCUCAAUUCCACUGGACACCCGGCAACUGAUCCUGGCUCAAAAUAAACUCAGCUAUUUGCCUUCGGUGGAGCUGAACUUCCUCAGUGACUUAAUCUAUCUGGAUUGCAGUGGCAACACUUUAGGUGAGGACCUGGAUUUCGCUUUUGUCAGCAUCAUAAAGCUGGUCUACCUAGACCUCAGCUUCAACAAUCUCACACAGGUAACAUUUGGCACCUUUUCACAGCUCAGUAGCCUGGUUGUGCUAAAGCUCUCAGACAACCCCAGCCUGGUGGAGAUUGAGAAGGACUCCUUUGCCAACAAUUCCUGGCUAAGGCACCUAGACGUGAGCCGGUGCAGCUUGGUGUUCAUUGAUAUAAGCACUGUUAGAGACCUGCCCAACUUGAGAAGCCUGGGCAUAAGCGGGAAUCUCUGGUUCUGUAACUGCUCCUUCAUGGAACUGAGCAGCUGGAUUAAAGGGAGUGGGGUCGCUAUCCCAGACUCUGAUAACGUUACCUGCUACAGUCCAGCUUUCGUGCAUGGCUUGAGGAUGCUGGAAGAGGCACAGCAAGAGCUCCAUUACAAGUGCUACAUCCAUUUUGACGACCAAGACUAUCUUUUCCUGGGGCUUGUUGGCUUCUGUAUAUUCUCUGCUGGCACUGUGUUGGCCUGGCUGUUAGGAGUCUGUGCAGUGAUAUAUGAAUUCUUAACUGCCACAGGAGAGGACGAUGAAGAUGAAGAUGAAACAGCCAACUAGACUAACCCCUCUGACACCUGACUUGCUGAUAUAGUAUUAACAGUGAAAUCCUAUGCAUAUUUACCAGAAGCAAAUUGUGUUCAGUGGGGCUAACAAAGGCUGAAGUUCUAUGCAAAUUUCCUAGGAA
Messenger RNA from Elgaria multicarinata webbii, 1087 nucleotides. RefSeq names its product leucine-rich repeat-containing protein 52-like. NCBI's taxonomy places the organism in Eukaryota, Metazoa, Chordata, Lepidosauria, Squamata, Anguidae. Bases 1 to 960 code for a protein of 319 amino acids. The record is from RefSeq and is a predicted model, not a curated record. Gene Ontology annotation, molecular function: transmembrane transporter binding; voltage-gated potassium channel activity; potassium channel activator activity. The transcript is spliced from 2 exons. Gene Ontology annotation, cellular component: voltage-gated potassium channel complex.